This is a messenger RNA of Fragaria vesca subsp. vesca, 1630 nucleotides long. RefSeq names its product UDP-glucose flavonoid 3-O-glucosyltransferase 7-like. The record is from RefSeq and is a predicted model, not a curated record. The transcript has 2 exons. The coding region runs from base 44 to 1456 and encodes 470 amino acids. Gene Ontology annotation, molecular function: UDP-glycosyltransferase activity. NCBI's taxonomy places the organism in Eukaryota, Viridiplantae, Streptophyta, Magnoliopsida, Rosales, Rosaceae.
GAACCAAACAGAUCAGCAGCUUCAAAUUGUCUUCCUACCUUACAUGGCUCAUGGCCAUACUUUACCCCUCAUAGACAUAGCCAAACUAUUCGCUUCCCAUGGUUCCAAAUCCACCAUUAUAACCACCCCUUUCAAUGCACCACUCAUCUCCAAAUCAAUCGAAUCAAGCAAAAGUUUGGGUUUAGAAAUUGACCUUCUUGUCAUAAAAUUUCCAUCUAAUGAAGUUGGGUUGCCAGAAGGAAUUGAAAAUGCUAAUUUGGCUACAACCCGAGAGAUGAAGGAAAAGCUCUACAAAGCCAGCAAUCUGCUUGCACCACAGGUAGAGCAUAUUUUAGAACAAUAUCAUCCUCACUGCCUUGUUGCAGACAGUUUAUAUCAUUGGUCUACAGAUGUUGCAGCCAAGUUUGGGAUCCCGAGGAUCAUCUUUCAAGGAGUUGGUUUCUUCCCCUUGUGUGCUUCAUUGAGUGUGAUACUCUACCAACCACACAAGAAGGUUUCAUCUGAUUCAGAACCUUUUCUUAUUCCUAAUCUCCCACAUGAGAUCAAGACCACAAGAAACCAAGUACCAGCUUUUCUCAAUCUAGAUGGCAAUACAGAACUUAUCAAGUUGGUCAAGGCAUCCAUAGAGGCUGAGGAGAGGAGCUAUGGGAGUAUUAUUAACAGCUUCUAUGAACUUGAACCGGAUUAUGCAGAUCAUUACAGGAAAGUUUUGGGCAGAAAAUCAUGGCAUAUCGGCCCGGUUUCUCUAUGCAACAAGGCAGAAAGAGAUAAAUCAGAGAGGGGAAGGGGAGGAUCUGUUGAUGAAGUACACAAGUGCAUGAAUUGGCUCAACUCUAAGGAACCAAAUUCAGUUGUUUAUAUAUGUUUUGGAAGCCUCACCAUUUUCAAUGAUUGUCAGCUCAUAGAGAUUGCCUUGGCACUUGAGGCUUCUCAUCAGCAAUUCAUCUGGGUUGUGAGGAAGGAAAACAAUGAUAAAGAAGAGUUGUUGCUUAAAGAGUUUGAGCAGAGAAUGGAAGGUAAGGGACUCAUUAUAAGAGGUUGGGCUCCCCAACUACUAAUACUUGAACAUGAAGCAACUGGAGCCUUUGUCACACAUUGUGGGUGGAACUCGAUCCUUGAAGGAGUGUCUGCUGGGGUUCCAAUGAUCACGUGGCCGGUGACCGGAGAGCAGUUCUACAAUGAGAAGCUGGUGAAUGAGAUACUUAGGAUUGGUGUUGCUGUUGGUGCUGAAAAGUGGGCUACAUUUGAGGAGGAAAGUGCGAGGAGCGAAGCCAGUGUGAAGAGGGAGGCCAUAGAGAAGGCUGUGACUGAAAUCAUGGUGGGUGAUGAAGCAAAGGAAAUGAGAAAAAGAUCUAAAGCGCUUAGAGAAAUGGCAAGCAGGGCUGUUGAAGAAGGUGGUUCAUCUUACUCGGAUUUAACUGCUCUAAUUGAAGAGUUGAAGUCCCUUAGGCCUUGAUUCUGUUGAAGCAACCAAAAUGCCAACAUUUUUCUACCAAACUUGGAUCAACUUUCUACAUGUAAUAUGUAGAAUUCAAAUUAAUGGCAAAAGAGAAAGCAUUGUUCUUCAACAUCAUAAUCCAAUGCUGAAGAGAUGAGGCAUCAAUGUAAUAUCUAAUGAGUAUGAACUACC